AUGGACCAACUCGAACCUAGUUUGCCACCUGAACUGGAACGCGAAGUGUUCAAAAUAGCGGCCUGGACAUACCCAUCGACGAUACCCGCCCUGCUCCUUGUCUCAAAACGCGUGUUUGCUUGGACAGAGGCCCUCCUCUUCCACACUGUUGCCGCCACAGAUGAAGCGCAAAUACUUGCUCUCAAAACUAAAUCACUGGAAAUUCUCCGUACCUCGAUUCGCAACCUCUGUUUGGACGAUGGCCCAAGCCAGUGGUCCCAGUCAGAAAUCUUGACCACCCUUGAAACUUGUGUUCAAGUCCGGCGGAUCGCGCUGGGCUCCAUGUACUGCGGGCCCCAGAUUCUCCCUUACCUUUCACAGAUGCGACUAGACCACCUUGCCGUAUGCCUGCAUGCAUUAUUCGGUGGACAUGAUCUGCCCUACUGGGACGUUGAUUCUGCUCUAUUUGCAACCGUGACGCAUCUGGACAUUUCCGACGACAUUAAUGUCUGCUCGGCCGCUUCGUCAACCUGUGGAUCUCACCUCGUUCAGCAUCUCGUCGCUCUCCCCAGCCUGACUCAUCUGCGUCUACCAGGGAUCCUUCCUGACGACAUAGCGGAAUGCUUCAGGACAUGGUCUCAACUUCAAGUCCUUCUCAUCUCACAUUCGAACUCUAUCCGUCGCAGGAUACGCCUUGCGCGCUGGCUUCGACAGUCGUGUUUAUAUGAUGACUCCCGUGUGGUUCUGGUGGUCCGGGCGUCUGGACGGAACGAUUGGGAGGAUGGCACUCGUGGACUCAGAGACCAAUGGGCAAGAGCAGAUGAACUUGUCGCGCAUCGAACAAAGUGGAAAAUAGAAUGGAAGAGGUUUUGCCUCGAUUUUAUAGGCUAG
Mycena indigotica is the source of this 870-nucleotide messenger RNA. Its product is annotated as F-box domain-containing protein. NCBI's taxonomy places the organism in Eukaryota, Fungi, Basidiomycota, Agaricomycetes, Agaricales, Mycenaceae. The record is from RefSeq and is a predicted model, not a curated record. The transcript is spliced from 3 exons. The coding region runs from base 1 to 870 and encodes 289 amino acids.